AUGUCUGAUUCCACAAACAACACAAUGGUAACUUCAAAACACAAUUCUAUACCACAUAUUGCGUCAAGUCGAUCGCUGACUCCUUCCAGCUCGGAGCGAUCUGUGUAUGAACUUUUUGAAAUAUUCAAUAAGUUUGUGCCUACCUCUUUGUUCGCCUACAUGUUGAUCGCCAUGGUAAUCUUCCUCGCCUUAGCAUUUGUAUUUAAGCCUAGAUGGAUUAGAUUGCAGCUGAGCGAAAAAUAUAGAUUGCACAUGGCUGGACCCAUGGUUGGCGACUUUAAAAAGGGGAUAUUAAGUACGAAUGAAAAGGAUAGUCGUUUAUUACCUGACAAGUCAUCUUCGUCCUCAACAUCUUUAUCACCAUCUGUACUACCAACACAUAAUGCAUCACCUGGAUUAUAUAAAAAGACAUCAAAUUCUCACAGGCGUCCUAGUUCGCGCCAAAAAACUCAGCCAACAAAUAUACCUGCAAGUUCACUUUCGCCAAUAGAUGAUGAUCUGUCUUCUACGGUUUCGAGUAUUGAUUCACUUAUUGAACAAUCUUCAACGUUUACAGAACAAGAUGAGAUAAAAACGAGUGUGACGAUACAUGUUGCUGAUACAUUAAAUUCACGUACUAUUCCAUCUUCCGCUGACGCUUGUCAAGAGAAUAAGGACAAAAUCGGUAAUAAUGUUAUUGAUCCAAAUUCUGGUAAAAUCGAACAUACAAUUGAAAAAUUAGAGACAGAUCAAGGUUUUAUUCAAGACGAUAAUAUUAGUUCUUGGACUGAAUCACAAAGUACUCCAACGGCGAUUUCAAAUAGAGAUGAUAAAAGUAGACGUCAAACCGCAGAUGUUACAUUUUCAGAUUCAUCUUUGCCAUCUAAGUUACAAAAAAAGAAUUCUAAUUCACCUAUUAAGGGAUAUCGAAAACAAAAUGCCCGUAAUAAAGAGCAAAUUAUUGUCUCAACAGCUCAAGAAAGCGAUGGAGAUAUUGAUAGUAGUACUAUUUCAGAUGAUCAUUCUGAUCAAAGCUUGAUUCAACACACUGUACCUGUCGUACAGAAGCAUAUGCAAUGUUCCACUCAAGAAGAAACCUUCGUUAAAACUGGACAUAGAAGACGCAGGAGAAGGACAAGAGGUUCUAAGAAUAAUCAACAAAAAGCACAGCAAAACCAACAAACACAAAAUUCAGAUCAACGUUCCUUAAAGCAGGAGCAAUCGAUAUCUUCGCAAAAACGAGAUAUUUCCUCAGAGAUGUCUAAAUCACGUCAUCAUCAUUUGAAUGAGAUACCGAGGUCUCGUCAGGUCGUUGAAAAAUCUAAAACGGUUGAUUAUGACAUUUGGGAAAGACAUUCUCAUCAACAUACCGAAUCUUAUCAAUCAUCGCGCUCAGAUCAAACAGCUCACUUAUUACAAUCUAACAAACGCGAUGGCCAAACAUAUCAUCUUGAAACCCUGAAUGGUACUGCUAUGCCAGCAAAAGCGACGCUCUCCGAAUCAAAUAGGAAAAGUGCAGGUUUCUCAAGGUCGGAUGUACAUUGGAAGCAAAAUGUCAUAACGGCACCAUCUGUUUCUUCUUCCAAUGUUCCUAUAUCGCGUUUUACAACCUAUGCUGAUGUGAUUGCGCCUCAAAAUCGACCAUCCGUAAUCACUAAUGGACCUACUCGUUCUAAUACCUCGAGAUUAUCUAACGAAAAUGGUAUCAUGACACCGGUGCCUGCAGCUUCUAUGAAUAACACAAUCAAUUCCCAAUGGUAUUCUCCUUUCGUAUCUG
This is a messenger RNA of Funneliformis caledonium, 1756 nucleotides long. Lineage: Eukaryota; Fungi; Glomeromycota; Glomeromycetes; Glomerales; Glomeraceae. The record is from the annotation of a GenBank genome assembly.